AUGGUUCGUCCUACCAUGAGUGAGCUCGAGCUCAACGUGCUGCCCGCGCCCCCGGAGCGCAGCAUCAGCAAGCGAACCCUUGCUAGGCGCAUCAUUCACGAAAUUGGCCACGACAUUGCCGUCAACUGGACACGCUACUACCUCAUCUAUGUCUGCCUCGUGGCCGCUAGCAUCUUGACCGCCUCCGAAACCCAUCACUCGGCUCACCAUCUGGCGAUCACCAACGACUUGGUGACGGAAGGCUGGCUGAAGACGCUGAUCACGAUCGGCGACUGCAUUGCCCUUGUCUGCCACUACAUCCGCUUCCUCCUCCCCGCCUUCCUCGUCGCCGUCCGCUGCAGCGCCGAUUUUCAGUCCCCGCAGGGUCUCAUCGGCCAGCACCACCUCCUCACCGGAAUGCUCGGCUACUUCUUCGUGUCCUGUUUCACCGCGUUCUUGGACAAGUUCUCCCCGUCCCCCUCCAUCAUGCCGGCCUGGCUGAUGCAGUUCUUGUACAUCAUCUUCUCUUUCGUCAUGGUUGACCUCAUCCCCUACAUCUUCUUCACCCUCAUGAUGAUGUGGUUCCCGCAGAUGUUCUUGUACUAUUGGUUCCCGAUCAUCUUUGCCAUGGACAUUGUCAUUUUGGGGGUUAUCGUCAAGUUCUCGGAGGAUUUCUAUGGGGCCAUCACGCAGAAGUUUGAGAACUUUCUG
Molecule: messenger RNA, 690 nt
Organism: Mesorhabditis spiculigera
Lineage: Eukaryota; Metazoa; Nematoda; Chromadorea; Rhabditida; Rhabditidae
Source: the annotation of a GenBank genome assembly